Messenger RNA from Papaver somniferum (opium poppy), 868 nucleotides. RefSeq names its product PHD finger-like domain-containing protein 5B. Gene Ontology annotation, biological process: mRNA splicing, via spliceosome. The record is from RefSeq and is a predicted model, not a curated record. Gene Ontology annotation, cellular component: U12-type spliceosomal complex; catalytic step 2 spliceosome; precatalytic spliceosome. The transcript is spliced from 2 exons. Bases 284 to 616 code for a protein of 110 amino acids. NCBI's taxonomy places the organism in Eukaryota, Viridiplantae, Streptophyta, Magnoliopsida, Ranunculales, Papaveraceae.
UUUCCUUCUAUAUGCGUUUUAUCUGAAUUCGAAUUCAUCUUUUCAAAGCAAUUCCUUAAUUAUAUAAGUUGUCUAUUUUGAAAUUUUAAUCGAUUAAUUGUUGCUACAUCUUAUAAGAUUUGAGUCUCGUCUUUUUCUAUAAAAACCUAGCUUUCGGUUUCAAUUUUAGUUCAAAUCCAGAAACAAUUCAUCGAAAACAUUAGUUAAGGAGAUAAUUUGAACAAUGGAAUUGUUCAAUGAUGUGAAGAGCAAUUGAUAUAUAUAAGUCGGUGACAAAGGAAUCAUGGCAAAGCAUCAUCCUGAUUUGAUUAUGUGUAGGAAGCAGCCUGGGAUUGCAAUUGGUCGGUUGUGUGAGAAGUGCGAUGGGAAGUGUGUGAUAUGUGAUUCAUAUGUGCGUCCUUGCACACUUGUUCGGGCUUGUGAUGAAUGCAAUUAUGGAUCGUUCCAGGGUCGGUGUGUGAUUUGUGGAGGUGUGGGUAUCUCUGAUGCCUACUACUGCAAAGAGUGUACUCAGCAGGAGAAGGACCGUGAUGGCUGUCCAAAGAUUGUUAAUUUGGGGAGUGCUAAAACUGAUCUCUUCUAUGAGCGCAAGAAAUAUGGUUUUAAGCAAAGAUAGGGUGGAUACUAUCGGGGAGAUGUUCUGUCUUUUAAUGAUGUUUUGUAUUACUUAUAGUAUGGUGUUCAAACUUCUAUCUUAUACUGAAUCACUAUCUAUAAACAUUUUAAUGAGUUUUCAUUAUUCUGAGAUUUGUUGGUAGAUCAAGAAACAUGGGCAUGCCAGAGCUAGUCUGAGAUGUCCCCAGGUCGACAUUUCUUGUAAUUCGUAAUAGUUGUUAUGAAAUUAAGAGUUUCAGCAUUUUGUCGCGUA